CAGACACAGGAAAUGGCUCGUCGGGCCAGAGCGUUCGGCAUGAAGAUCCAGUACCACAACCGCUCCCGUCUUCCACCCGAGCUGGAAGGCGACGCGACGUAUGUGUCCUUUGACGAGCUGCUGGCCAGCUCCGACGUUCUCAGCCUGAACCUCGCCUUGAACGAGUCCACGCGACACAUCAUCGGCGCGCCUGAGUUCGAGAAGAUGAAGGACGGAAUCGUCAUUGUGAACACGGCCCGGGGCGCUCUGAUUGACGAGAAGGCGCUCGUCGCAGCGCUCGAAUCUGGAAAGGUAAGCCCCAGUUGUCCUCAUGAUCAAUAA
Rasamsonia emersonii CBS 393.64 is the source of this 321-nucleotide messenger RNA. Its product is annotated as Hydroxyisocaproate dehydrogenase. The record is from RefSeq and is a predicted model, not a curated record. The annotation marks the transcript as partial. Gene Ontology annotation, molecular function: NAD binding. NCBI's taxonomy places the organism in Eukaryota, Fungi, Ascomycota, Eurotiomycetes, Eurotiales, Trichocomaceae. The transcript has a single exon.